Molecule: messenger RNA, 1512 nt
Organism: Ipomoea triloba (trilobed morning glory)
Lineage: Eukaryota; Viridiplantae; Streptophyta; Magnoliopsida; Solanales; Convolvulaceae
Product: probable UDP-arabinopyranose mutase 1
Exons: 4
Coding region: 283-1332 (349 amino acids)
Biological process (GO): UDP-L-arabinose metabolic process; plant-type cell wall biogenesis
Cellular component (GO): cytosol; Golgi apparatus
Molecular function (GO): UDP-arabinopyranose mutase activity
Source: RefSeq, a predicted model, not a curated record
GAACUGUUUCAUCCUAAAAAAAACAACAACAAAAGAGAGAAUAAAUGCACACAAACUGAACUGAAAGGCAGGAAAUGUGCCUGGCUUGAACAAGUCCACAACUAUGCAACAGAACAAUCCUCUCCUCCCUACGUGCAGAUCCAUAACUUCACAACCCUGCAGAUAUAUAAUCCCCAGAUCUCAACCCAGAAGAACCCAAUUCAUUCACACAUGUAUCAUUAUUAUUAAAGAUUAAACAGAUUAUCUGCAGAGAGAUAAUAAAACCUUGAUUUCCCGGCAGCCAUGGCCGCAACCGCCGCUCAGCUGAAAGAUGAUCUGGACAUCGUGAUUCCGACGAUCAGAAACCUCGAUUUCCUGGAAAUGUGGAGACCGUUUUUCCAGCCCUACCAUCUCAUCAUCGUCCAAGACGGCGAUCCUUCCCGGACCAUUAAAGUCCCUCCUGGUUUUGAUUACGAGCUCUACAACCGCAACGACAUUAACAAGAUUCUCGGACCCAGAGCCUCUUGCAUCUCCUUCAAGGACUCCGCUUGCCGUUGCUUCGGCUACAUGGUCUCCAAGAAGAAGUACAUCUUCACCAUUGAUGACGACUGCUUUGUUGCGAAAGAUCCUACUGGGAAGGAUAUUGAUGCGCUAGAACAGCACAUCAAGAAUCUGCUCUGCCCAUCGACGCCGUUUUUCUUCAACACUCUGUACGAGCCGUACAGGGAGGGAGCGGAUUUCGUACGGGGCUACCCUUUCAGCCUCCGGGAGGGGGUUCCGACCGCCGUGUCUCACGGUCUCUGGCUUAACAUUCCUGAUUACGAUGCGCCCACGCAGCUCGUCAAGCCUUUGGAGAGGAACACCAGGUAUGUUGAUGCUAUCAUGACAAUCCCGAAGGGGACCCUGUUCCCCAUGUGUGGUAUGAAUCUGGCGUUUGAUCGUGAUCUCAUCGGCCCUGCCAUGUACUUUGGACUCAUGGGUGAAGGCCAGCCCAUUGGUCGCUAUGAUGAUAUGUGGGCUGGUUGGUGCUGCAAGGUGAUAUGUGACCAUCUGGGGCUGGGAAUCAAGACAGGGUUACCAUACAUCUACCACAGCAAGGCAAGCAACCCAUUUGUGAAUCUGAGAAAAGAGUACAAGGGGAUAUUCUGGCAAGAAGAGAUCAUCCCUUUCUUCCAGCAAGCCACGCUGUCCAAGGACGCCACAACAGUCCAGAAAUGCUACAUUGAACUGUCCAAGCAGGUGAAGGAGAAGCUGGGGAAGCUAGACGAGUACUUCAUCAAACUCGCCGACGCCAUGAUCACCUGGAUUGAAGCUUGGGAUCAGCUCAACCCAGUCAAAGCCCCUGCCAAAUAAACAUUAUUAUUAUUAUUAGCUUAAUUAUUAGUGGUCCCAUUUCUUUCCUGCUUUUUUGUUCUUCCUUUUUUGCAAGAUUCUUCCACUUAUACAUUUGUGUACCCUGCAAUGCUAUUGCCUAUUGCAGAGUGUUCCAUAAGAUGAAAUUUCAAUUUUUGAAUGCCCAUUGCACUUUCUCCA